UGCAUGGUUUAUCGGACAGAGAUGUCGCAGCUGCAUCUCGAUGGAAAAUAUGUAAUUAUAUACAUUGAAAUGAUAAGAUAAGGUACGAAAAAAGUAAAAUGAUCUUUGAUUUUGAAGACACAGAAAAAUCAAGAUGGAGCUUAAAUGUGCAGUUCAGACGUAUGAUUGGGGAAAACCUGGCAUUAACAGUAUCGUUGCAGACUUGAUGAAGACAGCUAAUGCUGAUUUUGUAUUGGAUGAGAAGAAACCAUAUGCAGAAUUAUGGAUGGGUACUCACAAGAAUGGUCCAUCGUAUCUCAAAGAUACAGGAGUUUCUUUACAAAAAUAUAUCCAGGAGAAUACCAAUGUAUUAGGUAGUAACAUAGAAACACAAGACUUUGGUACUGACUUGCCCUUCCUCUUCAAAGUUUUGUCUAUAAAUAAAGCUUUGUCCAUUCAAAUACAUCCAGAUAAGGAGAAAGCAAAAGUGUUACACAAACUGUUUCCAGACAUCUACAAAGAUCCAAACCACAAACCAGAACUUGCGAUAGCUCUGACUCCUUUUAAAGCGCUUUGUGGAUUCCGUCCACUCAACGAUAUAAAGAAAUACCUGGAAGAGAUACCAGAGUUAUGUGACGCAGUAGGAGAGAACAAUGCUCACCUGUUAUUAAAAACCAAUGAUUCCUUGAUCACUGAUGUUUUAAGAAAGUGUUUUCUUGUCCUUAUAAGUCGCGAUUCUGUGAUGCCUCAGAUUACGCAAUUGUUAGAACGAUUGAAGGGAAAAGAUGAAGCUUACAAGAAGUCACUAAAUUUCGAUUUACUGCAACGUUUGCACACUGAUUUUCCCGGUGACGUGGGCUGUUUUACAGUGUAUCUGUUAAAUUACAUUACCUUGCAGCCAGGCGAAGCGAUAUACAUCCCACCAAAUGUAGUUCAUGCAUAUCUCUCUGGUGAUUGCGUAGAAUGUAUGGCAUGUUCGGACAAUGUUAUGAGAGCUGGAUUGACACCGAAACAGAAGGAUAUACCGAAUUUAAUGGAAAACAUGUCAUUAUGUUCUAUCCAGAAGUUACCACCGUGUCGGGAAGACGUAUAUACCGAAGUCUUUCGUCCGCCAGUGUCAGAAUUUGCAGUCGCCAAGAUCACCAUACCACCUGGGCAACCAUUUUACAAGUUAAUACCAAGGAGCUCGGUUAGUAUUUUGAUAAUAGUGGAUGGCAAGGCGAAUAUAUCUUCAAAGACCUACUGUCGCGGCUCUGUCCUGUUCAUUCCUGCUAAUGAAGAAAUAAAGAUUGAAGUUUUAUGCUUCUGUCACCCCAUGUUGAUGUUCCAAGCAUUCAUAAACGUUUGAAUGCGAAAUUUUAUUGAUAUACCUCCAUAACGGUUGAUAAAAUGCAAAAUACGACUAAUA
Messenger RNA from Dinoponera quadriceps, 1387 nucleotides. RefSeq names its product mannose-6-phosphate isomerase (gene Mpi). Gene Ontology annotation, cellular component: cytosol. Gene Ontology annotation, biological process: GDP-mannose biosynthetic process; carbohydrate metabolic process. The transcript is spliced from 6 exons. Lineage: Eukaryota; Metazoa; Arthropoda; Insecta; Hymenoptera; Formicidae. The record is from RefSeq and is a predicted model, not a curated record. Bases 134 to 1327 code for a protein of 397 amino acids. Gene Ontology annotation, molecular function: zinc ion binding; mannose-6-phosphate isomerase activity.